UCCACAUCUCUCACCAUCAUUUGAAUCAAAAUGGGUGGCGAUCUGAACUUGAAGAAGUCAUGGCACCCAUCUCUCCUCCGCAACCAAGAGCGCGUGUGGCAGGAAGAAAAACGCGCUCUCGAAGAACGCAAACGAAUCGACCAGCUCCGCCGCGAACGGGAUGAAGAGCGUCAGAUCCAGGAACUUCAACGGUUGCAAGAGAGCUCCGGAGGGCCACGCCAGCAUCAGCGCGUGGACUGGAUGUAUCAGGAACCCUCGAGCGCAACGGGCCACUACUCCGAGGAAAUGGAGGGGUACUUACUUGGAAAGCGACGCAUUGAUGGGAUCUUGUUGAAGAAUGAUGAGAGUAAGGAGUUACAGAAGGGUGCUGCUGUGGGUGGUGGCGCGGGCGCCGGUGCGGCGACCCUUCUUCCGCCUGUGAUUCAUAAUACCCGCGAUACGAUGGCGAAAGUCCUGGCGGAUCCGCUGUUGGAGAUUAAGAAGAGGGAGCAGGCGGCGUAUGAGACUAUGGUUAAGGAGUCGGUGAGGAAGAACCGUGAUCGGGAGAGGGAGAAGCCUAGGGAGCGCGAUGGUGGUCGUGACCGUGAUCGAGACCGCGACAGAGAUAGGGAUAGGGAUCAUAAGCGCAGACGGUAUAGUGAUGAGGAUUCACAUCGACAUAGCCAUCGGCGCUCGUCACAUCGGCACCGCUCCCGGUCUAGGUCUCCUGCUGCGUCGCCGGGACGUUCGCAUCGAAGCCGCAGAGAUGAUCGCGAUCGUGAUGAUCGACGCUACAGGGAUUACGAUCGCGGGAGUCGUCGAGAUCGCGAAGGAGAGCGAGAGGAGAAAGGAGAAAGAGUCCAUCAUACGAGCAAGUACCGCGGUCGGGACGAAAGAUACGACCGAUCCACGCGCAGGGUGUCCAGAUCUACCUCACCUCAGCCUGAUCGUAACGCCGCCGUUGACCGCCGUCGAACAGAGGAUAGAAGAGAAAGAUACAGCCGCAACAAUGACCAAAGGGAUAACCGUGGUGGUCCUAGAGCCCAGAAUAACUCUGGGGGGAAUCCAGGUGCAGAUGGAAACGAAAAUCACAAAGAGGAGGAGCGUAAGCGAAAGCUGGCGGAGAUGAUGUCGAACGCGAACGAAAUGGAAGAUACCCGUCGCCAACGUGUCGCUGAAGUCUCCGCCAUGGAGGAAAAGCAGCUUCAGGAUGAUGACAAGCACCGCUCAGAUCGCGGUCAAUUCAUGUCUGGUCUUCACCGUCAGCUCCAAGAAGACAGCUUGGAUGAGCGGAUCAGGCGAAAUCGUGGUGGAUUGUCCAAGAUGGAUGAUUAGGAUGGCUGGUUCCAUUUAUUUUUGAUUCUUUCUUUAUUUAUUUUUACUUUUCUUUUCUUUUCUUCUGUAUUAUGCUUGCGAUUAAUUCUAUGGAUAUGAGAACGACGAGAUGAGGGUCUUCCUACCCUGUCUUAUCACUGAGGAAUGGCCCUCAACAUAUUCGAUUCCCAGACACCCAAACCAAACCGUAAUGAAUGCAAAUAAUAAUCGAACGAACGAACCAAGGAAGCAGUACGAAAUAAACCAGGUAUAUCACAAAGUCCCUAAUGGACCAACAUCGCUAGAAUAAAUA
Aspergillus ochraceoroseus IBT 24754 is the source of this 1606-nucleotide messenger RNA. RefSeq names its product U2-type spliceosomal complex subunit CWC25 (gene cwc25). The record is from RefSeq and is a predicted model, not a curated record. Lineage: Eukaryota; Fungi; Ascomycota; Eurotiomycetes; Eurotiales; Aspergillaceae. The coding region runs from base 31 to 1314 and encodes 427 amino acids. Gene Ontology annotation, biological process: mRNA splicing, via spliceosome. The transcript is spliced from 2 exons. Gene Ontology annotation, cellular component: U2-type spliceosomal complex.